Molecule: messenger RNA, 2999 nt
Organism: Scatophagus argus
Lineage: Eukaryota; Metazoa; Chordata; Actinopteri; Scatophagidae
Gene: ggt1a
Product: gamma-glutamyltransferase 1a
Exons: 12
Coding region: 342-2123 (593 amino acids)
Biological process (GO): regulation of inflammatory response; regulation of immune system process; glutathione catabolic process
Cellular component (GO): plasma membrane
Molecular function (GO): glutathione gamma-glutamate hydrolase
Source: RefSeq, a predicted model, not a curated record
UCGUCUCUCUCGGUCUGUUUUUCUGCCUGUGUUUGUCAAAAACAAGUACAAAUGAGCCACAUGCUUAUUAUCCAGAAACCAGUGGUCAUCAGCAUGACAGUGUCACACCUGAAUGCCAAAGAUGACACAUCACGUUCCCCCACCACUGACUGAAGCUGCUCAAACUAAACACCUUGGCAAUACCACUGACACACACCGACAGUGGGCUGAAAGGCCCUGCCUCCGUCUCCUUUUUGUCUGUGUGUGCGUUAGAGCAAAGGUGAGUGAACCUUCUCGAGGAUGUCUGGAGGAGAAGGCACUUGUUCCUGAGCUGAAGGAUCUUGUCUGACUUCCACAGGAAAAUGGUUGGGAAGUCCCUGAUUGCUGGUCUGGUGGUCCUUCUGGUGGCUGCAGUGAGCCUGUUCCUGGGGGUGUUCAUGGGACUGGGGAAGAAAAACCCGCCUGCCCCCUUGGAUCACUUCUACUCAAAGGCUGCCGUGGCUGCUGACGCUGGGAAAUGUUCAGAAGUGGGGAGGGACAUCCUGAAGAAAAACGGUUCAGCCGUUGAUGCGUCCAUCGCUGCCUUGCUAUGCGUUGGCCUUCUGAACGCACACAGCAUGGGCAUCGGAGGGGGGCUCUUCUUUGUCAUCUAUAACGCUUCCACGGGGAGGGUGGAAACCAUCGAUGCGAGGGAGACGGCGCCCAUGAACGCCACUGAAGACAUGUUUGGCAACAACACCAAGCUCUCUCGUACAGGUGGACUGUCUAUAGCCAUUCCUGGGGAGAUCCGUGGUUAUGAGAUGGCACACAAGAGGCAUGGCAGGCUGCCAUGGAAGGACCUGUUUGCGCCCAGCAUCGCUUUGGCUCGUGAUGGAUUCCCAAUUGGUAAAGCUUUGGCUCAUGCCAUCCUCAAGAGCAAAGAUUCCAUUCAGAGAGACGCCAACAUGUGUGAGGUGUUUUGUGAUUCUCAAAGAAACAUCCUGAAGGAAAACGACAUUGUUAGGUUUCCAAAGCUGGCCGACACAUACCAAAGAAUAGCAGAAGAAGGGCCUGACGUGUUUUAUAACGGGUCAAUGGCACAGAGCAUCGUCGAGGACAUCCAGGCGGCAGGUGGCAUCAUCACCCUGGACGAUCUGCUGGAGUACCAGCCUGUGCUGAACGAGAACCCUCUGAGGCUGAACGUUGGGGAAUACACCAUGCAUGUUCCAGACGCCCCCUCCAGUGGCCCUGUGCUGGCACUCAUACUCAACAUAGUGGAUGGGUACAACUUCACAGACACGAGCGUCUCCACAGCAGAGAAAAAGACUCUGACGUACCAUCGCAUCGUAGAGGCUUUUCGUUUUGCUUAUGCCAAGAGGAGCAGACUUGGAGACCCACGUUAUCUCAAUAUUACAGAUCUCAUCCAAAACAUGACCUCAGACUACUUUGCUGAUGGCAUAAGGAGCAAAAUUACAGAUGACACCACCCAUCCAGACAGCUACUACGAGCCCGACUAUUUUGUCCCGGACAACCACGGGACAGCUCACCUUUCCGUCAUUGCUGAGGAUGGAAGCGCUGUGGCGGCCACCAGCACCAUCAAUCUGUACUUUGGUUCCAAAGUCAUGUCUCGAUCGACCGGAAUAAUUUUUAAUGAUGAAAUGGAUGACUUCAGCUCUCCGCACAUGACCAAUGGAUUUGGAAUACCCCCUUCACCCAACAAUUUCAUUCAACCAGGCAAAAGGCCGCUGUCUUCCAUGUGUCCUACUAUCAUCUUUGACAAAGAAAACAGAGUGAAAAUGGUUGUAGGAGCGUCCGGCGGCACAAAAAUCACCACAGCCACUGCCUUAGUAAGUCUGAUUCAUCGGUUAUCUGACAGUCUUUUUCUUUUUUCCUGGCUAAAACAGGUCAUCCUGAACUCCUUGUUCUUCAACUAUGACCUAAAGAAAGCUGUGACAGAGCCACGGGUUCACAAUCAGCUCAACCCAAACAUGACCGUGGUGGAGCAGGGCUUUGAAAAGAGUGUCCUGGAGGGUCUGGUCCAGAAGAACCACGUCACACAGCUGCUGCGGACUCCGGACUCGGUGGUCCAGGCGGUGGUGCGGCAGGGCGAGCACCUCUGCGCAGAGUCCGACCCCAGGAAAGGAGGUUAUCCUGCAGGAUACUGACCGCGACUCGAGGUCCUACCCUCCUGCACUCGGACUGGACGGUCUCCUCCUCAAAGACGCUUGGACAGACAAAACACUGAAGACUCGAGCAGUGCUUAAGCUAAGGAGACACAGCCAGGGCUCGUGAUGAUCUUCUUUUACUCAAUCAUGGAAAAUGCCUCCAUUACAAAACCUCUUUUACUCAGUUACGACUUUCUGUCUGGGCAUUAUUCGCCCAAAACGCUUUCUGUAAGACACAGAACACAACACAUUAAAAACAACUAAGAAUCAAUAAACGUCAUAAUAAGAAAUGUUCUUAGGUUUCAUCACCGUGUGUUAGUAAUGAUCUGAUUAGCUGUAGGUUGUCCAUGUAGUAUUUCUUUCAUUGUCUAAGCAGAAAACUAUUGUGAAUAACUGGACAUUUUGUCUGAAGAGGGUUUGGGGGUGAGGGGGUUUCGUGUCAAACCAUCAGUCAGAAACCAGUGGACAAGCAUGCAGGUACACCAGUCGAACAAAAAGGACACCUCAGGUUGUUUGCCUUCAUCUUUCUGCUGAUGGAAGUUGAUCCUGAAGUGAACAUGAGUCAGCAGACUGUGUUGUUUUCUACCGUGACUCUCUAUUGAAACUAUUACUUCUGAACUGUAAAUGUUUAAUACCGAGUAGAGGUCAAGUGAAUGUAUAGUGUAUCCUGGAAAAUACAUUUGCAGAUAUAUUUUUCUAAAACAUGCAUUGUUCUUAUGCCAUGUUUGUUGCCAUGCUUGUUAUUAAACAUUUUAAACAAAGAUGUUAUAUUUUACCAUAUGGACCCUCUGGGUAUUUCUGUGCUCUUUCUGUAAUAGAAUAUAAGGCACAAAAUCACAAUAUCUUAUCUUUUCUUUCAGUUUGUGUUUGGUGUUA